CAAAACCAGAUACAAGACCUCCAUUAACAAUCACCAUUUCAAAUCUUCAACCUUUUGCCCAAAACGUUGAGCAAAAAUCAAAACCUUUUCACCAUUUUGACAUAAAGAUGCCACCUUUUACACAGUCAAGCCCUCUCUCAAAUGGGUUUUCCCAAAAUCAUCACAAACUUAACAACCCAUAUCACCAUUCAUCCAACAAUGUUGUCACCAUUGAUGUUGGUGGUCAAAUCUUUCAAACCACCAAACAAACAUUAACUUUUGCAGGAUCAAACACCAUUUUUUCCAAUCUUUUUAAUUCUUAUGAUCAUAUACCUUUUAUUGACAGAGACCCUGAUCUUUUUUCAAUCCUUCUUUCCGUUUUAAGAACCGGUUUUCUCCCAUCAAAGGCGAAGUCAUUCGAUAUCCAAGACAUAAUCUUUGAAGCAAAGUUUUAUGGCAUUGAUCACCUUCUUGUUCAAUCGGACUCGAACCCGUCUCAAUUCGAAGCCUUUAAUCUUGAAAAAUCCAAGAUUUUGAAUCUUGGUGGCAGAGAUUCACCAUCUGUUAUUGCCACAUCACCAUAUGGGUCAGUUCAUGUCUCUCAUGGUAGCAAGAUUACAUCUUUUGAUUGGUCAUUACAAAGAAAGUCAACAAUAUUGACCCAAUUCACAGCUAUUGAUUCCAUGUUAUCUUUAUCAUCAAAUGUAGUUGCAGCAGGUGCUACUGAUUUCUCUGGGUUGCAAAUUAUUGAUCUUGAUUUGGGUUAUGUGAAACAGAGUUUGAGUUGGGAAAACAUGACUAAGUCUAGCUCAACUGUCCAAGCAAUUGGGAAAUCCCCUGAGUUUUUAUUUACUAGUUUUGAAUCGGGUCGUAGGAACUCGAAUUCGAUCAUGGUUUACGAUAUUAAUGAUGGGUUUAGAGUUGUAUCCGAGAUUGCGAAAAAUGAAAUCUUUGGUGCUGAUCUUGAUUCUGCAAUACCAUCAACUAAACUGAAUUGGCUUCCUAGUGUUAAUCUGUUGAUGUCUGCAGGGUCUCAUAGUGGACCAUUAGGGGUCACAGGAAACAUCAAGUUUUGGGACAUAAGAUCAAACGAAAUCGUGUGGGAAAUAAACGAAAAAGAAGAUUGCUUUUCUGAUAUUACAGUUUCUGAUUCCCUUUCGGCCGUUUUCAAGAUUGGUAUAAACUCAGGAGAUGUGUCCUAUAUCGAUUUCAGGCACAUUGACAGCGAUAAGUCAUGGAAGUCUCUUGGUAGCACUAAGAAACCGACUAACGGAAAGAAAGAAGGGCUUGGUUGCAAAAUCAAAAGCCAUGGGAACCAAGUGUUUUGUAGUAAAGAAGGUGAAUUGGAGGUAUGGUCUGAAGUCUUGAUGGGUGGCUUGAAAACCGAAAUCGAUGGAAAGGAUGAAAGAGUGUUUAGAAAAAAUCACUUAGGAAGGACAAAGGAUAUGGGAGGAAGCAGGGUUACAGAUUUGGGUUUUAGUGGAAACAAAAUGUUUGUGACUAGAAAAGAUGAACAAUGUGUUGAAGUUUGGGAAAGCUCAAGAAAAGGAUUUUGAUUCUUUGAGCUUUUAAAGUUUAUUCAUUCAUUGUAUAGAAAAGCAAAACAAAAUGUUACAGUAUUGGUUAUUCAUUCAAAAGACAUUCCUAUAUUA
This is a messenger RNA of Erigeron canadensis, 1631 nucleotides long. RefSeq names its product BTB/POZ domain-containing protein At5g41330-like. Gene Ontology annotation, molecular function: protein binding. The coding region runs from base 108 to 1535 and encodes 475 amino acids. The transcript has a single exon. NCBI's taxonomy places the organism in Eukaryota, Viridiplantae, Streptophyta, Magnoliopsida, Asterales, Asteraceae. The record is from RefSeq and is a predicted model, not a curated record. Gene Ontology annotation, biological process: protein homooligomerization.